This is a messenger RNA of Acanthosepion pharaonis, 636 nucleotides long. The record is from the annotation of a GenBank genome assembly. NCBI's taxonomy places the organism in Eukaryota, Metazoa, Mollusca, Cephalopoda, Sepiida, Sepiidae.
AUGCAUAUCUAUCUAUCUAUCUAUCUAUCUAUCUAUCUAUAUAUGUAUGUAUAUAUGUAUCUAUAUAUCUAUAUCAGUCCGUUUCUAUCUAUCUAUUCUAUCUAUCUAUGUUCAUGGCUUUCUAUUUUGCGCUUUAUCUUUUUCUCUCUCUCUCUAUCUAUGUCCGUGUCUUUCUAUUUCACCGUUUCUAUCUAUCUAUCUAUCUAUCUAUCUAUCUAUCUAGGAUACAAAUAUCCCAUCUAUCUAUCUAUCUAUCUAUCUAUCUAUCUAUCUAUCUAUCUAUUUGUUCUAACUUUAGCUCCAAACCAUCUAUUUGUUGAACUCUGCUCAAAACCAUCUAUCUAUCUAUCUAUCUAUCUAUCUAUCUAUCUAUCUAUCUCUGCUCAAAUCUUUCUGACAUCUAUCUAUCCUUUUCAUUUUCUAUCUAUGUAUCGCACUCUGCUCAAAUCUAUCUAUCUAUCUAUCUAUCUAUCUAUCUAUCUAUCUAUCUAUCUAUCUAUCUAUCUAUCUAACAAUUUAGAUAUCCAGCUAUCUAUUUCUAUCUGGCAAUAUUUGUCGAACUCUGCUCAAAUCUAUCUAUCUAUCUAUCUAUCUAUCUAUCUAUCUAUCUAUCUAUCUAUCUAUCUAUCUAUCUAA